This is a messenger RNA of Epinephelus moara (kelp grouper), 921 nucleotides long. Its product is annotated as protein C19orf12 homolog. The transcript is spliced from 4 exons. Bases 203 to 706 code for a protein of 167 amino acids. NCBI's taxonomy places the organism in Eukaryota, Metazoa, Chordata, Actinopteri, Perciformes, Serranidae. The record is from RefSeq and is a predicted model, not a curated record.
AAAUACUCAUCUUGUCUGGACUGUGUGUUAUAGACUCUUUGACGCAUUUUUGGAAAGCAGGAAGUGGAGCUACUACCAAUCAAUCCCAUCAUACAGUGCAAAGCAUACACUGUCUGAGAAAAGCGGACUGCACACACACAUUCAGGACAGGACUGAAGGUAAAUGUAACAGCUAGGUAACUCUUGAGUGUCUCAACAUCAGGAUGGCUCCGCGAGUAGAUGAUGUCAUGCGUCUGUGCUGUGAAUUAUCAGCUCAUGAUCAGAUCAAAGUGGCAGUGAAAAACUCCACCAAAGGAGCGAUGGUGGCCGGAGGAACUGCCUUUGUAGGCGGGCUGCUCGGUGGACCUCCAGGAAUUGCUGUUGGUGGAGCAGUAGGCGGUUUGUUGGGCAGCUGGCUGACCAGUGGUCAGUUCAGGCCUCUGCCUCAGAUCCUCAUGGAGUUACCACCUACCCAGCAAAAGAAGCUCUGUGAUGACGUUAUGGCUAUCUUGGGCAACCUGGACUGGACAGACGCGGCCCAGCUCAUUGCCCUUGUGAUGGGUAACGCCACACUUCAGCAGCAGGUCACUGCAGCGUUGCUUAACUAUAUCACAAAGGAACUCAGAGCAGAGAAUUUCAGAUCUGAGUCCUUCAUCCAACAGUGCCUAACAGGAAAGACCUCACUGUGCAGUGCAGUCACCACAGAAACAUUUUAUGAUACGUUAUAAUGAAUGGAUAGAGACAUUAGCUCAAAUAAUGGUUUGUAUGACAGAUAGAUUGUCAAUUUUCAACUCUGCUUUUUUUUUUUUUUUAAUCUCUGUAAAACAUUGUUCCUGGGGAGUCAUUUAUUCUGGAUUAGAAUGUCAUCUCUAUUCCCACACUCUGUAUCAGGGUGUUUUAACAUACCUCUGCUUAGGGAUUAAAAAGAAAAUAAGCAGAUGAA